This is a messenger RNA of Aspergillus fischeri NRRL 181, 1392 nucleotides long. RefSeq lists its product as uncharacterized. The transcript is spliced from 3 exons. Bases 1 to 1392 code for a protein of 463 amino acids. Gene Ontology annotation, cellular component: nucleus. NCBI's taxonomy places the organism in Eukaryota, Fungi, Ascomycota, Eurotiomycetes, Eurotiales, Aspergillaceae. The record is from RefSeq and is a predicted model, not a curated record.
AUGCGGUUACGAUCGGGAAAGCGGAAGAGGUCUCCCUCCUUACCAAAGUCGUCGAAGACUCCUGCGAAUGAACGUCAGAUUUUGAUUUCGGAUGAGAGCGAUGAGGACAUGGUUAUACAGCCUCGCCGAAGGUUAAGACGUGGCGCCGCCGACCCAAGGCCCAUUGUCGUCGAAGAAGGCUCUGAGGACUCCGAUGAGCCUAUCCGCUCUUCGCCAAUCAAGAGGCGCAAGCGAAAUACAAACUCAGAUCCCCCCAAAACUCCGCGGCGAAACCCAGACCAGGAGAGGUUAGAUCUCGAAGAGGAUCUAGAGGUCUUGCAGGACUCUGUCGUAAAGGAUACGCGGACCCGAGGACGUCUAGCCAAUUCGGCAAGAGCUCAACGCCAACGUCAUCUGGAAGCCCUAAGACGCCGAAGGGCUGGUGGGAAAGAGGAGGACGAAGCGGCGCCAGAACAAGACUCGGACGCUGAGCACUCGGAUGAAGCAGACCCUGAUGACGAGCCCGACAGUGAAGCCAGAAGCCAAGUUCAUCAGCCGCUGUUUCGCCGCCAGGAAGAGAGCGACGUCGAGUCAUCUGUUGCAGAGGACGAGGACCUCGACCAAUACGAGGACGAUUUCGUAUUAGAGGACGAUAAUGCCGAACUGGGAGUGCCAUCCAGCCUAGAAGAUUUACCGUUUGAGUUUUCUCGGCAUGCCUACAAACAGCUCAAAGAAUACUUCCAAGACGCUGUUGAAUGGAUGGUAAAUAACAAGAUCAACCCUGCCUUCCCUCGUUCCGACCCGCUCUACGAAGUUGCGUUCAUGAAACUUGAAGAUGAGGUCAAAGGACGCACUGGUUCUCAGCUGGUAUCUUCCGUCUGGAACGUCAAAUUCCGCCGAGCACUCCUGGCAAGACCUCAUGUCAAAAUCACUCUAUACCCGAUCACAGACAAUCAUCCUUGUGACGCGUGCAACAGGUCUAAGCAUCCUGCUUCGUUUGAUAUGAAGCUAUAUGGCAAGGCUUAUUCCUUGGAGACACUCGAACCAUUGUCAGAUGACGAUAGCGACGAGGACGAUGAGGAAGAUGGCCCUGAAAGGGACAGAGACGGUUACAGCUUACCAGAUGAGGACACGCGGUUCUACCUUGGACGCCAUUGCAAAAACAAAGCCUCGCUCGCCCAUACUCUCACCCACUGGCGAUUUCACCUCAAUGAAUGGGUUGUCGACUACCUCGAACGCAUGGGUUACUUAGAGGACGACAAGGUUCUUGAGCGCAGCCAUUGGAGCCAUAAACAAAGGGCCAGGUAUGCUUCAGAGGUGAUGGGCUCAAUGGUCGACGGUGGUGAGGUCAAGAAGCUCUGGCGUGACUUCCAUAUUACCCUGAAAUCGGCGAGAGAGACAACCGUAUGUUGA